AUGAAGAAACGAAAGACCAUCAAUGCCCGUUCGAUUAAACAAGUGCUAGAGAAACUACAACAGAGGUAUAAGGUGUUCUCGUUUGAUGAUUUUGAUCGGAAAUUGAAAUCGGAUGGUGUUGAGAGGGAUUUACUAUCGAUGGAGAGACUUGAUGCUCAGUUUCAUAAAUACGACAUUGUGAGUGCAAUCUUAUCUCAAAUAGAGAACGUGUUCACAAAGGAUGUCAUACAAAAAAUUAAUCAACAAGGAGAAGACUCUCUUCUGUUUGAUAUCAUGUCGGGAAGUGUAAAUUUUGGAGAGCAAUUGAUUAACUCACCCAAAUUUGAGCAUUUAUUGCUCCAAGUGUUGGCUGAGGUCGACCGAGCCAUAAUAGAAUUUAAGGAACAUGGUUGGAAAAAAGAGUCAAAAUCAAGCCACACAUCAUCCACGCGAGACACUACAUCUCCUUCUGCCGACUCUGAAUUUUAUUGGGAGAAUUUUGUCAAUCAAAAAUCACACAUGUUCGAGAGCAGUGACCGACGAAAGGAACUGGCAAAAAUAAUUGGAAACAAAAGCAUGGAAACUAAUGCACGAGUAGAGGCAGCUAAAGAGCUUCAUAAAAUGUUUGCAGCUGACAUUGUUUCGAACGAACAUUGGAAUAUUGUACUAGAGAAUGUUACUCAAGGAUUAUCAGAUGAUGAGCAUGAAGAACUUCGAAAUUUAUGUGUGGCCAUGUACAAAAACUUCUUCAAAGUUUCACCUCCUGAGGCAACUGCAGAAAUUCAUAUUAAUUUACUGAACCACCUUAUCGAAAGGAUCAGCCAAUAUCAAGAAUCAUCACUUCAGUUAGAAACGAUAGAAAGUAAUCAUGGUCUUUUGGACUCUUUUAAAGUGUUACUCCAAUUUAACUACGAGGUUCCAAAAAAUUGGCUUUGCUUCUUUGGAGAUACCUCCAAAACAUUAUUGGAGAAAACUUUUACGCUUCUAUCCAAUCGCACUGCCUACUAUUUUUUAAGCUAUCUUGAUACAGAGAAUGAAUGGUUUUCCAGCUGGAUGAAAGAAUUCAAAAUUAGGAAAAAGAUUAUCAAAUUAUUACCAAGAUUAGAGUUUCUAAAUCGAGUCUAUGAAGGCCUUUCAUCAACAUCCAAGAAUCAAAAAACAAUGACCUAUUUUGUUUUAACACAUAGUUCUGCCAUUUGUUCUCGCCUUCUUCAGAACAAGGAUUGUAAAUCUAUUAUUGACUACAAGUAUAUCAUUCAAAAAUUAUGCGAAUCUUUUAUGACAGCAAUACGAGAACAAGAGGAGGCAGUUAUUGAUGCCAUGCACUAUCGAAGACUUUUGUCAAUAACCAAGCAGGCCUUAAUUAACAUGCAUACGGUUUUUUUUGAUGUGGAUUACAUUGCAUUUUUGAUGUCGUCCUUUGUGUCAUCUUUUGAGAUUAACAUGUUCACGGAGCAAUUUAUCACAGCAAUAUGUGAAAUUUGCAAUAACGCAUUAAUCAAUCAUGCUCAGCAAGUGAGUUCUGAUGACAUCAUUAUGGAAAGAAUAUUUAGCUUUCUCACUGAGAUAUUUUCAUCAGAUUCCUUGCCAAAUACGAUAAAGCUUCAUGGUCUGGAUAUAUUCAAGUCCAUCACAAGAAUUGAGCAAUUAUACGAUAAGAUUGAAUCGACCCACAUGCUCGAUUUAGUCAUUGAACAAAAGAACAACUUAUAUGACAAAGUCAUGCACAUUUUGUUGCACAUGACACAAAAAACCCGUGGCUUGGUCCUUCUUUCGAAAUAUGAGAUGUUAGACGAGUGUGUAGAUCAUCUUUUUUCAAGCUCUCAACUAUUCCUUCCUCAUCAUUGCUAUACGCUCUCUCAAGUUGGAUGUGUUCGGACAUCAUAUGCAGAUGUUGCCCUUAAUUACAUACCAGAACUUAUUGACAAAGAAAAAUUAAUUUAUGAUCAGUUUGACUGGACGCCUGAGACUGAACGCAAAGAUUUAGAUCAUUUCAGAUAUGACAUUACUCAAAUAUUAUUGCUUUCUCCUUUUUCCUACGAGAUAUCAAGUGUCGUUGACCAGAUAUGGUCAUUUGUACAGCAAGAGUAUGAAUGUGACUGUGUGUUUGGAUUACAAUUAUUUUCAAGCCUUAUUAAUAAUUUAAAUGCUGCAGCAUCUCUUUACAGUAGCAAUUUAUGGAAGGAGCUGCUGAAAAUAUCCUUUUCUGAAGAUGCUUCUAUCAUUGAUGAACCCUCGUAUUUACGUAACUCGAUUGUGCAAUUUUGUACCACGGUUGGAGGUAAAUCAGAAAGAAGAGAACAACAGUUAUUUCCAUUCUCUACAUGUAAAGCAUCUGUAACAUUUGAUGGUACAGAAUUUGAGGGCUGUCCAACCUUAUCUGAAGUAUUGCAAAGUAAUUCAAUUCUCGAGUACCGAUCUUUCAUUACAAAUACUUGUCUAGUUUCGGUUACGGUUCCCUCUAAAGACCAACAAGAAUGUGGAAACCAAAAUAUUGGAUCUUUUGGAUUGAAAUAUCUCGCUUCCUAUUUUAAAUCUGUGUAUGGAGAGGAAAGGCAUUUUGAUGCAUCUCAAAGCUGGUCAAAAAUUCUGGCCACUCUACUUUUUGGAAAUGAUGUGGAAAAAGUCAAAAUAUUCCUUGCGAACAAUCCAUUCCUGGACUUGAUCGACAAUAAUCAGAAUGUUAUUCUAGAAAUUGUCUCAAAUGUUGAAUCGAUAUUAUGUGAAGAAUUCCCUAUUCACUACAAUUCUUAUGUAAUGUGUGGAUUAAGCAUUUGCAAUAUUGUCACUCGCUGGUUGAGACAAUUAUUUUUCAAUUUUUUAGAUUUGAGAUGUAUUUUCCAAUUACUCGCUCUUAUGAAAGAAUUUGGAUGGAAUGCGUUGAUAUUUAUUUGUGUCUUGUUAUUGAAACGUGCUGCGUUGUUUGAUUUUUGUCAAGAAUACAAAUUGGAAUCGUGGACCAUGCACGUUUUCGAACCUCUUAAUGUGGACGGUGAGUGGUUUUAUGCCAUGAUCAUGGAUCCUUCUUCAGAAUUUUUCAUGUUAAAAAACAAGUACAAGACCCCAAUGCUUUCAUUUGACAAUUCCAAAUAUAUCUAUUAA
Messenger RNA from Naegleria fowleri, 3081 nucleotides. RefSeq lists its product as uncharacterized. The record is from RefSeq and is a predicted model, not a curated record. The transcript is spliced from 4 exons. Bases 1 to 3081 code for a protein of 1026 amino acids. NCBI's taxonomy places the organism in Eukaryota, Heterolobosea, Eutetramitea, Acrasida, Naegleriidae.